This is a messenger RNA of Syngnathus acus (greater pipefish), 961 nucleotides long. RefSeq names its product solute carrier family 51 subunit beta. The record is from RefSeq and is a predicted model, not a curated record. Gene Ontology annotation, biological process: bile acid and bile salt transport. Gene Ontology annotation, cellular component: plasma membrane. Lineage: Eukaryota; Metazoa; Chordata; Actinopteri; Syngnathiformes; Syngnathidae. Gene Ontology annotation, molecular function: protein heterodimerization activity; transmembrane transporter activity. The transcript is spliced from 5 exons. The coding region runs from base 109 to 699 and encodes 196 amino acids.
AACCACACGCACACGCACAGGCUUUGAACUUUGUUCCCGUGAUGGUGGAGUCCAACUCAAAAGUCGUCGAACUUUCACUGGUCUCGGACUCCACGCAGCAGACGCAAGAUGCUUGGUGGCUGCUUGCUUCUCUUUGUCAUCGUCUCGGGGUUGCGUCGAGCGUCUGCGAACGACGGCGGCCAGGCGUUAACCGAGGCAGCUGAGAACAAGGCCACCGUGACGGAUGAACAGAAAGAAUAUCUGCGAUGGUUUUAUCGCACCGAAGAUCCGACCGUGUGGAAAUUUGUGCUGUUGGGUUUGGCCUUCGUCUGCCUUCUGGUCGGCUUCCUCUUGCUGGGAAUGGGCGCCAUGGCUAGCAGGAACAGGAGGAAGAUUGCUAAGUACAAGGCGGCGGCCGCCGCCUUGGCCCACAGAGGCGAAGACCAGACGUGGCCUGGAGACCACGACGAAGGCCCGCUCGCCUGCGGCGGCACGCCGUCGUCGCAGAGGACCACGCAGUCGCCGGCCAGGGCGCCGCCUUGCAACGGCGACACCGGCGACAUGAAAGCGGGGAGCAUCGUGCUGACGUGGAAGGACGGAAACACUUCCUGCCUGUACCCUGACACCCAGGCCCGCGUCGGGGUCAAGCCGGAUGACGAGGGCGAGGCCCGAAUCCAACGGGACGACGAGGAUGAGAUGAAGGAUGGAGGAGACAGAUGAACAUGCCCACAAGGACAACAACAUCUCCUUUGACUUUUCUACUUUAAUGCCUAUAAAGCAGGUGUGCAUCCACUGAUAAGAGGAUGAUGAUGAUAUUGACCCAAAAAAUUGGUGUUACGGGUCAACACAAUGAAAUGUAAAUCAUUCAAUAUAAACGAUAAAUCAGUUACUGUUUGUGUUUACGUGCGCUUGUAGCCAUCUGCUUCCAUCCAGGUGUACCUAAUCGAGUGGCUGUGCUCAGCGGGGUAAUAUAACUUGGGAU